This is a messenger RNA of Lytechinus variegatus (green sea urchin), 2686 nucleotides long. RefSeq names its product neuronal acetylcholine receptor subunit alpha-10-like. The record is from RefSeq and is a predicted model, not a curated record. Bases 349 to 1938 code for a protein of 529 amino acids. Gene Ontology annotation, cellular component: neuron projection; synapse; postsynaptic membrane. Gene Ontology annotation, biological process: chemical synaptic transmission; signal transduction; monoatomic ion transmembrane transport. Gene Ontology annotation, molecular function: acetylcholine-gated monoatomic cation-selective channel activity; transmembrane signaling receptor activity. The transcript is spliced from 10 exons. NCBI's taxonomy places the organism in Eukaryota, Metazoa, Echinodermata, Echinoidea, Temnopleuroida, Toxopneustidae.
GUGGCGGUAAAAUCCUUGAGCGAGUGGUCGCACUGCUAUCGGCAAGUUAGACGCAUCGUCUGCGAAGCUUACUCAUGCUUUACGCAUAUACUGUCUGGAGUUCAAAAUAAGUCGAUUGAAGUAUCAUUCUUGGUGAAAACUUUGCUUUAGAAAUGUGUAGAGAAACAUAACUACAACAUGCAUAAAACUGAAACCAUUUGAAAUCAACGAUAAAGGAAAUCAUUCAUUCGAUUGAAAAGAUUUUGAUGCCCUUCGGUUGAACGUCUUAAAAGAGAGGAGUUGAUAUUUUAGAGAAAGAAUCGCUUUGUUGAGCCAGAUCGAGUGUCUUUGAAGAAAGGGAUAAUCAACAUGAGGAUUUGUAUAGUUAUCAUUCUACUACUUCUGUUUUCAUUUAAUUCACUGGAAGCAACGAAAGGAAACAAUUGGAGGAUGCUCCCUUAUCAUGACUACCACUCCGCUCAGGUGUACCUCGUAAACCACUACCUUGUGAAUGAUUCCAGGUAUUCCAAAUACGUUCGUCCCGUCAACACCGAAGACGCCAUUACUCACGUCACACUGAGCUUCCAUCUCGGUACUAUCAUAGACCUGGAUGAAUCAAGCCAAACAUUAACGGCUCACAUUGGCCUUUCAAUGAAUUGGGCUGAUAAAUAUCUCACGUGGGAUCCUAGAGAGUAUUAUGACGUAGAACAUCUCCGAAUGCCCUCAGACGAAGUGUGGAUACCCGACAUAACACUAGCAAAUAGCGCGGAGAGGGCACGUUUGAUGGAGUCGACAGUGGUGAGGAUCCAGCACGACGGGGAGGUCGAGUGGAGUGCUCUCAUCAUCGUGAAGACAUUCUGUAAGAUCGACUUCACCUUCUUCCCGUUCGACGAGCAGGAGUGCCUGAUGACCUUUCGACCUUGGACACAUCUUCACAACCACGUCCUCAUGCGUUCACAUGCCCCAGAGAAAACUGAUGAAGAUAACGGGGAAUGGAAGGUUGCCAAGAUCCAGACCGAAGCGACAAUGGAGUACCUCGACCACGGGAAUUUCAGCAAGAUCGACGUCACCAUCCACCUCGCCCGUCGACCCUUGUUCUAUAUCAUGAACAUGAUCAAUCCCUGUGUCAUCAUCUACGCACUGACACUGCUCAGCUUCUGCCUACCCGGCGAGUCGGGGGAGAAGAUUGCCUUGAAUGUGACCAUCCUUCUAUCUCUAACUGUCUUCAUGCUUCUCACAUCUGAGAUGAUGCCCCCUUCGGCCGACACCAUCCCGGUUAUUGCUCAAUUCUACGCAGCGACCAUCGUGCUUGUAUCCAUCUCAAUUUUGUUCGCUGUCAUCUCUCUCAAUUUCUUUCAUCGCCCCCCUGAUGCACACCGUGCCCCCCUCUGGCUCCGAAAGCUCUUCUUUAUCCACCUCACCCCUAUUCUCUACCCAUGGAGAAUGUCGUGUGCCAAGAAUGGUGAAGGGGCUGACCUUCGUCGUAUUAUGGAUUGCAACGGGGAUGUGGUAGGCCCGAUAAAGGUGGCUACCUACCAGUCACACCAGACCCCUUCUAGCCCGAAACUCCUGCCUGCCGCUACUCGACGUCUCGCUAAGCACCACGAGAGUUGCGGCAUCACUGAUACGAACUUUAACGGAUCAUCGGCCUACGCCAACGGACGUCCUCUGGACAACGUAAACGGAGUCGCUGCCAACCACGCCAACAACCCCGUCACCACUAUCACUUGCACAAGUUGCAAUGGCGCCAUCAAGCGGCAGCUUGGGAACAUAUCCGAAGACCUUCACUCAAUGAUUGAAGAUAGACAGAUGGAGGAAGAAAAGGAGAGUAUCAUCACAGAAUGGAAGAAGAUGGCGCAUGUUUUCGAUCGCUUGGGACUUGUACUCUUCAUCUUGGCUACUGUCAUUCUCGCUAUUAUCCUCGGGAAUAGGUUGGGUGAAGAACCUACUGAUGUCUAGAACAAAAGUUUUUUUAGGAGCAACAUACUAGAUUGAGAAGAAAGUACAACAUUAAAAGUUAAGAUUCAUAACAACAAAGCUGUUGAACCGCGUAUGAAUACUUUGGUGUAUCGGUAUUCCAUUGAGGGUGACAUUGGUGUUAGCUUGGCUCUGGUGUUAGGGCAACACGGUAUACUCCAAUGAAACUAACACUAUACGCUUUACACCAAACACAAAGUGGGAGAUAACAAAAGAUUAAAAAAAAGGAAAAUUGGUCAAAAUCGGUCUAUAUAAGAUAAAGCUGACUUCUCCUUCGACGUUAUACAUUCAUUACUAAUGAAUUGAUUUACAAAUGUAUAUAUGUUUUGCCUGCAAUAAUAAAGAUGCAUCUCCAUUAUUCGUGAAUAACAAUCGGUAAAAGGAAAUUCACGUAUAAUCACAUUGGAAACUUUUUGUCGGAGAAGAAAGUCACGCCGUGUUGGAAUUUUCUUGUUCAAUAUUUUAUAAUGCGACCAGUCUGCCUUUUUUUAUUUUAGAAUUUAGGGGCAAUUUUUGAUCCCCAUAUGGCUGCCAGUGAACUUAUGGGUCGCUGGGUAAGAUGCUAUUGUACCUACUGGACAUUUUUUUAAAUAUUUAUUCAUAGGUUUGAAAUAUAUGUCAAGAUAAACAUGGUGUCUUGUCAAUAAUGGAUCCAUUGAAGGGAGACAGUGUUAAGAAGACGACGACGCUGAAGAAGAGGAAGAAGAAGAAGGAGGAGGAGAAGGAGAAA